AUGUCUGUAAUUAAGAAGAAAAAGCACGUUUCGAAAAAGAAUAAAAAGGCAUGGCGUAAAUACUGUGAUAUAAAGGACGUUGAGGAAUUUCUCGAGGACCAACGUCUAGAGGAACGAAUUGGUAAAUUUGAAACAAAACCUGACUCUGAAUUGUUUGUGGUGGACACAGCUGGCGAUGAAAAACCUGAAGUGACAGAUGUUAAGCCACUAUCAUUGAAGCAGAAAAAAAGAGCACUUCUCAAUCAGACACCUAAGUGUUUUGAAGUAUUGCUUCCUACUUCAAAGGUCCAAGAUCCAAAUGCCAAACGUAACCAUGUUAACCCUGUGGGAGCCAAACCCACCGCACUAAGUAAGCUCACACAGAAACGACGCUUUGAAAAGGGAGCAUAUGUUAAAAAAGUGGAGCUCGUGAGAAAGAAUAAGAAAAUUGCUCUAGCCAAAAAAAGGAAAGCGAAGGAAAUAGAAAAUACCUUUAUAAAGAAUUUAUGGGGUGAUGAAUUACCAGAGGUAAAAGGCAUUCCAUCUACACUAUGUGAUGAUUUUGUAUCAGAGGAAGCUCAGCUUCAUAACGUAUUACCAGAAAAACGCUUACGUCCUAAGCCACCGCCACCUAAAACUGUGGCUACCCGAGCAGCUAUUGAGACACCGCACCCUGGAGUCAGCUAUAACCCCUCUUAUCAGGAGCAUCAAGAUCUCCUCCAAGAAGUAGUGCAGCAUGAGGAGAAGAUGAUGAAGAAAGAGGCCCACUUACAUCGAGUGACUACAAAGAUGUUCAGCAAGGUGACUGCACAUGAUAAAGAGAACCAAUGGCGUGAGGAGAUGAGUGCAGGCUUACCUCAACCCCAUAAUCCAGCAACCGCACCAUCUGAUGAGGAAACAGACAACGAAUACAAAGCCAUCAACCCGCCAGUCAAGAAUAAGAAGAAGGACCACAAAGCGAGAAGGAAACAGAGGGAGAGGAUAGAAGAGAGGGAGAGGUUGAAGCGAGAGAAGAUUGAAAAGAAAAAGAUCACUGAUAUUUACAAGCUCCGUAAACUCCAAUCGUCGAUUUCAGCAAAAGAGAAACGGCAAGCUGAACUCCAAGCCAAGCGUACGGCCAAGCGCGAGUUUAUUUCGGCCACGGCAGUCCCAGCGCUGAACGCCCAUAAGCCUCCUGUUAGGGAACCUGACUUGGUGGAUCCCAAGCAGCUCACAGGAGACUUGAGGAAUAUAACCACUAAUACUAACCUUCUCCGAGAUCGCUUCGAGUCGCUUCAACGACGCGGUGCCCUCGCCGCUUCCAAGUUGAUGAUGAAGAAGAAGAAACGCGUCAAGAGCUACUUCAAGCCGGGACACAAGGUCACCGAGCAGGACAUAGAGAAGUACGUCCAGAAGAUGAAGGGCAAGAAAGACCCAAAGAAGAUCGUUAUUAAAAAGUGA
Parnassius mnemosyne (clouded apollo) is the source of this 1419-nucleotide messenger RNA. Lineage: Eukaryota; Metazoa; Arthropoda; Insecta; Lepidoptera; Papilionidae. The record is from the annotation of a GenBank genome assembly.